AACAAAUAUAAGAAAACAGAAUUUUUGAAAGCUUGACCGUUUUUAUAUAAUUAUAUAUACUAUAAUAAAUGAAAAAAUACAUUAAGAAGAAACGUGCUUAGGGGAUAUCUUGAAUACACAUACUAUGGCAUCUCUUCGAUUGAUGAAUCGAUUGAUAACACGAGGUUUCCUAUCGCUGUCGUUGCUGUUGGUUAUAUUCAACGAAUUUAUAGUUUAUUAUAUUAGUCAGAGCUCAUGGCAACAAAUUUAUUGUAAAUAUGAUAAUUGCACAAGAAUAUUGUUUGUAGCGGAUCCACAAUUAAUCGGUAAUUCUUACGAGAAGGGGUUUUGGAGCCCUAUAUCGCGGUAUGACGCAGAUAGAUAUUUAAGAAAGACUUUUGAACGAUCAAUAGAAUUUACACAACCUCAUAUUAUUUGCUUCCUUGGCGAUCUAUUGGAUGAGGGAAGCAUUGCUACACAACCAGACUUUGAUAACUACGUCAAACGGUUCAAUCGAAUUUACAACACUAACUCAAACAUAAAAUUUAAAUUAUUCUCUCCAUACGCGCAGCGCAUACAUGUGCCUGGAGAUAAUGACAUUGGCGGAGAGGAUGGAGAAUAUAUAUCAAACUCAAAUGUGCGUCGCUUCGAAGAGUCUUUCCAAAGUGAAGAUCUCUUUGACUACGAAAAUAUGUUACGCUUCUUUAAAAUAAAUCGGAUGAUGCUCGACUUUUCGAAUCCAGAUCGUGAGCAUAAUGCACAACGCUUACGCGUUGGCGUUUCUCAUGCCCCAAUUCUAAUCGGAGGUGGCCCGCUAUUGCGGUCGGUACUUAGCGAAUUGGAUCCCCAUGUAAUCUUUUCGGGUCACUGGCACGAAUCUAGAAUAUUCAUACAUCCAUCAACGCACGUAGUGAACUUUUAUGAGUCGACAGUGAGACAUUUCGAUUUGCGCUCUCUAAAAGAAAAGGAGCAUCAGUAUCUGGAAAUUAUGGUACCCACAGCUUCGUACCGCAUGGGGAAAAUGAAGAUGGGCCUGGGUUAUGCGGUGCUAGAAAACUAUCAACUAAGCUACACAGUGCUUUGGCUGCCCAGCCGAUUCAUUUACCUAUUUUUAUAUUUAUUUUGGUUGCUCCUAUCAAUUUGUGGUUUCACUGUGUUCAGAAUGAUGACGCGUUGCCCUUUUCGUGUAACUAAGCGCCAAUCACAAUACAACCGUACUUUAAACAUGCCUUAGUUCUAGUCAAACUAAUGAGAUGAAAAUCAAAUACAAUUAUGUGACCUUUAAUUUAUUUCAAAUAUAAAAUUAAAUGAAUGCGUUAAUAUGACAAACUAUUAAUCAAAUAAUUAAAUUAUAUGUUCAGUAAAGGUUUAAACCUAUAAAUAAUCUUAAUUAAGUAUUAAAUGUGUAACAAAUAACUGUUGAAUUUAUAUUGCUAUUAAAUAAUUCUUAUAUUAAAGAGUAACUAAUAAUAUGUUCUGAAUCAUGAUUUUAUUUACUCUCUUUUUGCUAAGCGUAUGUUUUGAACAUUUUACCUUUUAUUAUAAAUAAUUGGAAUAUUAUUAUAAUACAGGUGAAUGUAGUUAAUUGUUCCUCUAUGUAUGUACGUAUUAUUACAUUGUUGGGUAUACACAUGUAACACAAUUCUUGGAUCCACAUAUACAUUUGUUUACUUUAUUUACUUCGCCAGUUACAAAUGUAUAUUGUUUUACUGAGAAUUGAGUUGCUUACUGAUUUCACAACUUUUCAAUUGUCCAGUAAAUAUAUGACAAUAAUAAUUUUUACUCGUAGAAAACCGAACGUGGGCGAACAAUCGUAUAUAAAUCAAGUUUAAUUCAGUCGAUCAAAUGGUUUGAGAUGUUGCAGAGCAAAACAUAAAACGCGCUUAGUAAAUAUCAGGCAAUAACUGAUACGUUGCGUUUUGUUCAUAUACAUAUGCAUCUACUGAUUGCUCACAAUAAUGCUUUCUUAUCAUAAACAAUGUGGUAUUUUUAAUAUGUAAUUAUUCAAAAUAUUAUGCUUAUAAUCUAAACGAACGUAUUUUAAAUGCGA
This is a messenger RNA of Zeugodacus cucurbitae (melon fly), 2029 nucleotides long. RefSeq names its product metallophosphoesterase 1 (gene Mppe). NCBI's taxonomy places the organism in Eukaryota, Metazoa, Arthropoda, Insecta, Diptera, Tephritidae. The transcript has 7 exons. Gene Ontology annotation, molecular function: hydrolase activity. Gene Ontology annotation, cellular component: endoplasmic reticulum. The coding region runs from base 125 to 1213 and encodes 362 amino acids. Gene Ontology annotation, biological process: GPI anchor biosynthetic process. The record is from RefSeq and is a predicted model, not a curated record.